ACGAAAGCAUAAUUAGUUUUGGAUUUCAGACCCAAAAAUGUGGCCAGAUUCAUCGGGGAUGCAACAUAGUAUUUCCCACCAUUAUCCCAUCCAAACCUCGGGAUUCUAGUCAUCCCUGGAGCCUCCUACGUAUACAUCCAAAUCCAAAAUAACGACAUUUUUCCUUUAGACUUCAGAGGGACAAUUCAAGUCCUUUAUCGUACUUUGCCAUAAAAUAAAUUCACGAAGUCUUUUCAGCCCAAAAAUGGCUGCUUCGUGUUCCACUUCAUAUUCUUCCCACGUGGAUAUUUUCGAUCGUUUUAAUGUGAUUCCGGUAUCUAUUGCUCCUGUACGUGGGUCACAUCAUCAUCAUCAUCACUAUUAUCAGACUCAGUUUCAUUCUACUAAAUCGAAUUCUUCUUCUUUGAGAAGUUUGACGUUAAUUAGAAGACGGCCGACCCAGUUUACGGAUUCCAAAUUAAGGCUUCCUUUCGAUGGCCCGGUGGUUUUUGGAUCCAAUUGCGGGGUUCCCAAGUUUAGACGGGUUAUUGCAGCUGUGGCAAGAGCCGAACCCGAACGAAUUGACGACUUCGACGCCCAAUUUAAUAAAGAUGAAGCUAACAAAAGCCAUGAUCUACCAGUGAAUGAGGAUUCCGUAGCAGCUCAUCAAAGUAAAGCAAGUCAAUUGAAGAAAAGGAUUGUCUUUGGACUUGGCAUAGGAAUAUCUGCUGGAGGAGUGGUGUUGGCUGGAGGAUGGGUGUUCACUGUGGCUCUUGCUGCUGUUGUGUUUGUUGGUGCAAGAGAGUAUUUUGAACUUGUCCGGAGUAAGGGAAUUGCUGAUGGCAUGACCCCACCUCCUCGAUAUGUGUCUCGAGUUUGCUCGGUUUUCUGUGCGCUGAUGCCUUUAGCGACAUUAUACUUUGGCCAAAUUGAUGUCUCUGUGACAUCUGCAGCUUUUGUUCUCGUAACUGCUCUGCUUUUACAGAGGAGAAGCCCUCGCUUUUCUCAAUUCAGCAGUGCCAUGUUUGGAUUAUUUUAUUGUGGUUAUCUUCCUUGUUUCUGGGUUAAGAUGCGGUGUGGCUUAGCCGUCCCUGCUCUCAAUACAAAGUUGGCGACUUCAUGGCCAUGGUUACUCGGAGGUCCAGCGCAGUGGACAGUGGGUCUUGUGGCUACCUUGGUUUCGAUAAGUAGCAUUAUAGCUGCUGACACAUGUGCUUUUGCUGGUGGAAAGGCUUUUGGGCGGACUCCACUCACGAAUAUUAGCCCAAAAAAGACAUGGGAGGGAGCUCUUACUGGCUUAGGUGGUUGUGUUGCAACCACUGUUUUGCUGUCAAAGAUGCUAUCUUGGCCUAUAUCCUUACCUAGUGCUGUAGCAUUCGGAUUCCUGAACUUUGUGGGAUCCCUUUUUGGUGACCUCAUUGAGUCCGUAAUUAAGCGUGAUGCAGGUGUGAAGGAUUCUGGAACGCUCAUACCUGGGCAUGGUAAUGUCUUUUUGCUUUUUGUGCAUAUGGGUUUUAUGAUAUCAACAUUAGUUCAUUUUUAUGCAAUCAAUAUUAUGUUCCUGUUAUUUUAUUUCUUGGAAAGAAAACAUGUGAAAUUUAUUUAAUUUUUUAAAAUGUUCAUGGGUUCAUGGUAUAGUGUUCAGUUACUGAUUUAUUUGUGCCUUGUAGAUUUCUGGGUUUCUUUUCUUUUUAAUUUAUAUCCUGCCUGUCAGUUGGCUAGUUUUGUUGGAGAGUGAAAUGAAAUUCUACCUCUUCUCUUCAGACUAAGUAGCUGAAAAGAGUGAUAUCAUUGUCACAUCAUUUUUGGCAGUAAUUUAUCGAAAUUUGAUGAAGUAGUGAGAAACAGAAAAUUGGUGACCUUUUGUUUUUAAGAAAAGAAAAUUAGUGACUUAGUUGUCCUCUGUGCUGGAUAUACCAUAUCAAGUUUCUCAUUUGGUAUUUUUAACUGAUAGCUACCAGUUUUUCUUCUUGUUUUUUUAGUGUAGUAAUCUUCCUUGCUUGAUCACAGUCCUUUUGACUGUAUUUUGCACUCCUUUUUUGAGGUUUAAUGUCAUGGCAUUUGUAUUGAUUGUUGGAUGCUGGUUUUGCUGUUACUCUGUCAGGGUUUUGGUGGUCUUUCUGAUGCAGCUAGAAUUGGUCUCUUUAUUUUGAUUUUUUGCUAAUAAUUAUAUCUAGGAUUGAGAAUCAAAAAGCUGCUUGUUUUCUUCGGAAAAAGCAAUGAGGUCAGUCUAAUUUCUGAUUGAGACAAUGCUGUGCUCCUUGUAGGUGGAAUACUAGAUAGAGUGGACAGCUAUGUAUUUACUGGUGCAUUGGGUUAUUCCUUUGUCAAAACAUUCCUUCGUCUUUAUGGAGUUUGAUCGUUUAUCAUGUUCUGCAACUGAAAGUAGGAGAUCUUGUGGAUUGUGCUCAUUAGCAUAUCAGGCAGGAAGAAAGUCUGCAUCAUUCUCUUGCCAAAAGGUAAAGGAGGUGGUGAUCUCAACCCAAGGAGUAGAUGAAAUUGCAACUGGUUUCUCUUCUGGGAGAUCCGCUUAGGGCUUUUAUGUAACGUUUAUCCAGGCUAGAUCUCUCUGGACAAUCCCAUAUGUAGAUUUUGUGUAAAGCGGCUGUUUUGCGUAGGAGGCUGAUGAAGUUGUGAUGUUACCAUAUCAUUGCAAAUUCGUUGUCAAGUAUAGAUAUAAAUAUAUACAAUCUUUUAUUUUUGCAAUCGAAUGCAAAGUGCUAUUCUUUACCUUUACAAAAUGAC
Molecule: messenger RNA, 2724 nt
Organism: Oldenlandia corymbosa var. corymbosa
Lineage: Eukaryota; Viridiplantae; Streptophyta; Magnoliopsida; Gentianales; Rubiaceae
Source: the annotation of a GenBank genome assembly